This is a messenger RNA of Aedes aegypti (yellow fever mosquito), 1121 nucleotides long. RefSeq lists its product as uncharacterized. The transcript has 2 exons. Gene Ontology annotation, molecular function: sequence-specific DNA binding. The record is from RefSeq and is a predicted model, not a curated record. NCBI's taxonomy places the organism in Eukaryota, Metazoa, Arthropoda, Insecta, Diptera, Culicidae. The coding region runs from base 206 to 1063 and encodes 285 amino acids.
UUUAUGAUGGUGUUCGUGAAACUUGAAUGCAUUUUUUGUUUCCGCCAAACAAAAUUCAAUGUUUGUAAAUAGUAGUAAACUACAUUGUGUAAACAACGACAGUGCAUUGCUAAACUCUGUUGAACUACAAAUUAAUUUUGAUUUAGUGCUUUUUAGUGUUCUUAUCAUUCUAAUAUUAAAUGUUGCAAAUUACAAAUAAUCAAGAAUGAAUCACUGCUGUGUUAUAUCAUGUUUGAAUGGCAGAAAGAAUAAAACCCACAAAUUUUUCAACUUUCCACCCGAUCCAGACAGAUGCGCCCAGUGGGUUGAGUUUUGUCACCAUCCGUCGAUCUCGGAACGACUCACGGCCAGCGGUCCAUACAGUUUGGCCAAGUAUGGCAUCUGUUCGGAACAUUUCGAUCCGGCCAUCGUAGAGGAAGUCAUGCGGAAAAAAAUUCGCCUGCCGGCAGAUGCUGUUCCGGACCGGAUUGGCAGAACUUUCAUGACCCAGAAGAUGCUGCUGGAUCGGGGGUUCAGCUUGGAUAAUUACAAUCUAUCUUCUGAGGGCUGCCGAAGAUUAGAAAGAAGCCCGGUAAAGCAUAUCGAUGCAGUUCUUGUUGAAAUGUUGGAUCCGGAUGAAAUGAAACAAGAAACUGCUGAGGAGGGGUCGAACUUUGAAUUCGUCCGACUGAAAUCGGAUCAUCAGCAGUUCAAAUUCGAGGAUGGCUUCAAGAAGGAAUAUGUCGACCCUGGUGCUAGUCAUCAACCCAAAAAGAAAUGCAAAAUGUGUUCCAAUUUUAAGCCACGCUAUCAAUAUGAAGUGAAGAAAAAUAAGAAUCUCGAAGAACAGAUCAACGAGAACAAAAAGCAAAUUGCCGACAUGAGCACAAAACUGCAAAAGAUGCACGAUCGAAUCACGUUGCGAAAGGCAAGGCGGGAAGAGUUGAGGAAGAAAUAUACGGAGCUGAAAAACCAAAAGCGUGGAAAGGGUACAACGUCUCUGGAUAUAUCAGCGGAGGAAGCAAACGCAGCUGAUAGCGAAGACGAUGAUGCAAGCUUUGAUGAAGCGACAGCAUGGUGGUAGAGUGGCUGCUUUAGGUUUUCCGUAUACCUACCUAUUAAUGAAUAAAAUGUGAUCGUUA